UCUUGUUUGAGGCUGGACAAUAAAUCUGAAGGCGACCAUAUUGAUUACGAUUGCGAAGUACAGUACAAAAGGCGUAUUUGGCAGGUGGGCAAUAAUCAGCGCAAAUAAUUUACUGUAGGGCACAAACCAACCUGCAACCUUCAGCGCGGCCGACGCCAUUAUUGUAUCUCGGAACCAAGGAGCAGCGGAACAGUUUCUCGGCGGGCCUGUUUAUCUCCGACACAGGCGGUCACACGUGGGGGGGAAUGAUGGCUAGUGGGGACGUUUGUAGCGUGCUAAAGGAGUGUGUUCAGACAAUAGAUGCCAAUACAGCACAACCAGAAAAGUUUUUGAGCCUUCAAGAUGGAGUGGCAGCAGACUUUACCUCUCUCACUAAGACCCUGUAUGAUCUCCACAAAGCUCAGGAGCCAGCAGAUUAUAAAGGCAGCCCGUUGUUGCAACUGGUGGUGGAAAAUUUUGAUGAAGAGCAGAUCUGGCAGGAGCUGGAGCUGCAGAACAAUGCUGUACUGAAACACUUUAAAAAUGCCAUUGAUGAGGCUUUAUCAGAUGAGACAUUAACAGUCCUGGUAAAGGAGGAGGAAAAUGGCGAUGAUGAAGUUGAAGAGGAGGAAGAAGAAGCGGAGGAAUCACCCAGACAGUCAAAGGAAAUGGCUGUGGAGGCUGAGGGUGGGGCAGAGGAUUACACAGAUGAGGACUCGGAUGUAGAUUUUGAUGUGGAUGCUCUAGAGAAGCGAGAGAAGCAAAAAAGAGUGAUUGGAAGGAAAGGCUCCAAAACAAAGGUGGUUCCCUCUGAGGUUGAUGAUAAGUUCUUCAAACUGACAGAGAUGGAGUUGUUUCUUGAUAAUAUGGACAAGCGAGAGGUAGAGGAGGAUGAGGAUGAAGAUGGCAUAGACUAUUUUCAGGACCUGCCCUCUGAUGUGGACGAUGACCUUGACCUAGAUCAAAUCAUGUCUGCCAAAAGGCUGAAGAAAAACAUUGCAAAGAGCUCCAGGAAUCUCAAGUACAAGGACUUUUUUGAUGCAGUGGAUGGUGAACAGGUUGAAGCAGAUGACCAGUCAGAUGGUGAAGAUGACAGCAUGGAUGAACGCCCAGAAGAUGAUGAAGGAGAACUAGAUGACGAGGAAGAUCGUGAUGGUGAAGAGGAGGGCGGCAGUGAGGAUAAAGAGACAAGUCAGCCCAAAGCAUCUCACAAGAAAGUAACCUUUAACCUCUCUGGUGAUGAGGACAGCGAGGGAGAAGACAUGGAGGACAUUUUUGGUGGAAAAACUCCAAGCUCAGCAAAGUCUGAAUCAAAGUCAUCAUUUGAGAAACGGCAAGAAAAGAUGUCAGAGAAAAUCAAGGAGUUGGAGAGAUCAGCUCUAGCAGAGAAACCCUGGCAGUUGUCCGGAGAGGUGACGGCGCAGGCUCGUCCAGAGAACAGCAUGCUGGAGGAGGAUGUAGAGUUUGAGCAGACAUCUAGGAUACCGCCUGCUAUCACAGAAGAAGCCACACUACAAAUUGAAGACAUCAUCAAACAGAGAAUUAAAGACCAAGCAUUUGAUGAUGUGGUCCGCAAGGAGAAACCCAAAGAAGAGGUGUUUGAGUACAAGAAGAGGUUAACAUUGGACCAUGAGAAGAGCAAGCAGAGUCUAGCUGAAAUCUAUGAGCAAGAAUAUCUGAAGCAGACUCAGCAAAAGACAGAGGAGGAAGAGAACCCAGCUCAUGUAGAAAUUCAGAAGCUUAUGGACACACUCUUCCUGAAGUUGGACGCUCUCUCCAAUUUCCACUUUACACCUAAACCAUCUGUUCCUGAGGUCAAAGUCGUGUCUAACUUGCCAUCCAUUACAAUGGAGGAGGUGGCUCCAGUCGGCACUAGUGAUGCUACACUGCUUGCACCAGAAGAAAUCAAGGAAAAGAGCAAGGCAGGAGAUGUACUGGGUAAUACUGAGAAAACGUCAACAGACAAGAAGCGUGAGAGACGCCACAAGAAGAAGGUGAAAAGACUAAAGAUCAAGGAGAAAGAAAAGAGACAGAAACUUAAAGCAGCAGGUACAACUGGAGUGAACAAAAAGCCAUCGAAGGCUGAGCUCGCAGAAAACCUGAAGAAACUCACAAAAGGAGGCAAAGCGACGAUACUCAAGGAUGAAGGGAAGGACAAGGCUCUGCAGUCCUCGCAGGCCUUCUUCUCUCAGCUGCAGGACCAGGUCAGGUGUCAGAUCAAAAGUGCAAAGGACCAGUCUUCAAAGAAGAAGAAACACAAAGAGGUUUCUGUCACCAAGCUCAAGUUAUAACAACUGCAAUAGUUUGUGUAAGAUUAACUUUUUAUUGUACAGAUGCUUUUUUAAUAUAAAAGCUGUAAGACAUAACAUUUGAAAGUCUUUGUAAAAUGUUUUCAUUUUCUUUCAAAUCAAAGUGCACAUUUUCAAAUGUAAUA
Molecule: messenger RNA, 2413 nt
Organism: Monopterus albus (swamp eel)
Lineage: Eukaryota; Metazoa; Chordata; Actinopteri; Synbranchiformes; Synbranchidae
Gene: mphosph10
Product: M-phase phosphoprotein 10 (U3 small nucleolar ribonucleoprotein)
Exons: 11
Coding region: 246-2270 (674 amino acids)
Biological process (GO): rRNA processing
Cellular component (GO): nucleus; Mpp10 complex; small-subunit processome
Source: RefSeq, a predicted model, not a curated record